This is a messenger RNA of Capsella rubella, 720 nucleotides long. Its product is annotated as mitochondrial pyruvate carrier 1. The transcript has 5 exons. The coding region runs from base 158 to 490 and encodes 110 amino acids. Gene Ontology annotation, biological process: pyruvate import into mitochondria. Lineage: Eukaryota; Viridiplantae; Streptophyta; Magnoliopsida; Brassicales; Brassicaceae. The record is from RefSeq and is a predicted model, not a curated record. Gene Ontology annotation, cellular component: mitochondrial inner membrane.
CUGUCUCUCUCUCUCUCUCUCUCUCUUUUCUAAUAUCUGUCUGUCAUUUAUAUUCCCUCACACCAACUCGGCUCAAUUGGGUAGCAAACCUUCUUCGAAACUUUUAUUCCUGUUCGACCAGUCGGGGCUCUUCGAAUCCCUCAGAAAAUAUAUAUAUAUGGCUACAUCAAGGUUCCAAUCGUUCUUGAACAGCCCUGUUGGCCCUAAAACAACUCAUUUCUGGGGUCCUAUUGCUAAUUGGGGUUUCGUUGCUGCGGGUUUGGUGGAUAUGCAAAAGCCCCCUGAGAUGAUUUCUGGAAACAUGUCUUCAGCGAUGUGCGUUUACUCUGCAUUGUUCAUGAGAUUUGCCUGGAUGGUUCAACCGCGCAACUAUUUGCUACUUGCGUGCCAUGCAUCAAACGAGACUGUACAGCUCUAUCAGCUCUCACGUUGGGCUAGAGCCCAAGGGUAUUUAUCCUCCAAGAAAGAAGAGGAGAAACCGUCUCAGUAAACCAGAACGAGGAAAGUUUUCUUCAAUGAUCAUUCAGCAUUUGUUCUUGGGAAUUACUGAAUCCAUCGUUAUUUAUAUUUCCUUUGAAACGUGUUUGUGUUGUGUCCCCAAGAUAUGGUUGCUUCACUUGCAUUUAUCCUUUUUGUUUGAUAAGUAACAGCUUGUAAUAAAAUUUGCCAAUUUGGGACCACUCCACAUCUCGUUCACACACAAUGCAAAACUCGAAAAUA